Malassezia restricta is the source of this 1164-nucleotide messenger RNA. Its product is annotated as saccharopine dehydrogenase (NAD+, L-lysine forming). The record is from RefSeq and is a predicted model, not a curated record. The coding region runs from base 1 to 1164 and encodes 387 amino acids. The transcript has a single exon. Gene Ontology annotation, molecular function: saccharopine dehydrogenase (NAD+, L-lysine-forming) activity. NCBI's taxonomy places the organism in Eukaryota, Fungi, Basidiomycota, Malasseziomycetes, Malasseziales, Malasseziaceae. Gene Ontology annotation, cellular component: cytoplasm.
AUGGCCCCGGUGCAAUCGUUGUGGCUCCGCUGUGAAACCAAGCCGGCCGAGCAUCGCUCGGCCCUGACGCCAACUACGGCCAAGAAACUCAUCGACGCAGGCUUUGACAUUACCGUCGAGCGCGAUCCGCAGCGCAUCUUUGACGACAACGAGUUCGAGGCUGUCGGAUGCCACAUGGUCAACUAUCACUCGUGGGUCUUGGCGCCGCGCACGAUGCCCAUUCUGGGUCUCAAGGAGCUGGACGCGCCUGGACCGGACUUGAAGCACACGCACAUCCAGUUUGCGCACUGCUACAAGCACCAGGAGGGCUGGGUCGAUGUGCUAGGUCGCUUUAAGCGCGGUGGCGGCAAGCUGUACGACCUCGAGUUUCUGGAAGAUGAGAACGGUCGUCGCGUGGCUGCUUUUGGCUGGCAUGCCGGCUUUGCCGGUGCCGCGUUGGGUCUGCUGUCGCUGGCUGAGCAGCUCCAGGGCCGACGCCUUGGUCCGCAGGCGGCGUACCCGAACGAGGACGAGUUGCUCAAACGGACGCGCGCGGCUGUCGAGGUGAUCCGCGAGCACCGUCAGGACAAGCGCGUCACGGCGCUCGUCAUUGGUGCGCUGGGCCGUUGUGGCCGUGGCGCCAUCGACUGUCUUGUCAAGUCAGGUGUGCAGUUGGACGACGUGGCGCGCUGGGACUUGCAGGAGACGUCAGCGAAAAGCGGGCCGUACCAGGAGAUUGUGGACUCGGAUUUGUUUAUCAACUGCAUCUACUUGUCGAAAAAGAUUCCGCCGUUUGUCGAUGCUGCUCUGUUGCAGCAGGCGGGCUCGAACCGCCGACUCGGCACGAUUGUGGAUGUCAGCUGUGAUACGACGAAUCCCCACAACCCGAUCCCGAUUUACUCGGUCAACACGACCUUUGAGCGUCCGACCGUCGGUGUGCCGGGCGUCGACGGCCUCGAGGUCAUUUCGAUCGACCACCUGCCGACACUGCUGCCGCGCGAGUCGUCGGAGGCGUUCUCGCACGACUUGCUCCCGUCGCUCCUGCAGCUUCCCUACAUCCAGAACGACGAGCAUGCCCUGGAUGCUUUGCAGAAAGAGCACGCCGAGGGCCAAGGCGCCGUGUGGGCGCGUGCGGAGAAGCUGUUCCAGCACCACAUGGCAGACGCUGUGGCGCACGGUGCGUAA